Messenger RNA from Cuscuta epithymum, 974 nucleotides. Lineage: Eukaryota; Viridiplantae; Streptophyta; Magnoliopsida; Solanales; Convolvulaceae. The record is from the annotation of a GenBank genome assembly.
UAGGGUUGGAAGAGUAGAACUCUAUAUAUAUACACAUGUAUAUAAAUAGAGUUCUACUCUUCCAACCCUAGCCUUCCGCCCUUACCUGCGGUAUCUUUACACAACUAUCGACCGAAUCGACGACCUCGCCUCUGGCCUGAGAUGGUGCACGUCUCUUACUAUCGGAAUUAUGGAAAGACAUUCAAAAAGCCACGUCGCCCAUACGAGAAGGAGCGUUUGGAUUCUGAGUUGAAGCUUGUGGGUGAGUAUGGUCUCAGGUGCAAGCGGGAGCUGUGGAGAGUCCAGUAUGCUUUGAGCCGUAUCAGGAAUAAUGCACGGAAGCUUCUUACCCUUGAUGAGAAGGACCCAAAGCGUAUUUUUCAGGGUGAUGCGCUUCUGAAGAGGAUGAAUCAGUAUGGGUUGCUGGAUGAGAGCCAAAACAAGCUUGAUUAUGUGCUUGCCCUCACAGUUGAGAAUUUCCUUGAGCGCCGUCUACAGACUUUAGUUUUCAAGGCUGGCAUGGCCAAGUCAAUCCAUCAUGCUAGGGUUCUCAUUAGGCAGAAGCACAUCCGAGUUGGAAGGCAGGUUGUCAAUGUUCCAUCCUUUAUGGUCAGGGUGGACUCACAGAAACACAUUGAUUUCUCACUGUCUAGUCCCUUUGGUGGUGGUCGUCCAGGAAGAGUGAAGAGAAAGAACCAGAAGGCAGCUGCAAAGAAGGCUGCUGGUGGUGAUGGAGAUGAAGAAGAUGAGGAAUGAGCAUUUCUUAAAUGAAUCUAGAAGCAUGAGGUUUAUGUGCUUGGUUUUUCUUUUCUGUUGUUUACCUCAUUUUGGAUGUUACCUGCCUGCCACCUAUGAUAUCAUUUUCUGAAAAUGAUUUUUGAUACCAUGUGUUUUGCUUUGUAGUAUUUAUAUUUAAUUUUCUUAUUGAAUACUUGAGCAUUUUCUUAAUGUUAGCCUUUUCUAUAUCAUGCUACUUGCGUAAUACUAUUACUGCC